AUGUGGACUCCUCCGUCUGUGGUAAAUUCGCCGGGCGGCUCAAGUGCCAUCCUGGCCGUACCUCCCCAGAAGCUGAAGCCAAGUACGCGUCUGCCAGCCAAGUUGAACAAAGAAGAUAAGCCAUGGAUAGGCAAGCCUCAUGGACUCGACCGCCUCAGCUGGUGGUUGACCGUGAUUGGCCUGCUGCUCGGCGUUCUCGGAGGCGCUGCCUUGUGUUUCUUCGGAUACGAGAGCGUGGACGUCCUGCCCAUGUCUGAUCUGUGCUUGGUCAUGGAUGACGAGUUCGACUCGCUCGACCUGACUAACAACUGGAGCCGCGAUGUCGAGCUCGGCGGAUUUGGAAACGGCGAGUUUGAGAUGACCACAGACUCGGACUCGAACUCCUAUGUGAAGAAUGGUCAACUAUACAUCCUACCCACGCUUACCUCCAACUCCAUCGAUGGAGGCUAUAGCGCCGUUCUCAAUGGAGCCAGUUACAACCUGCCCGGUUGUACGGCUGACAUUGGUGACACCUCGUCGGGCAACUCGACUUCCAGCUCUGGUGGCGGCGGAGCCCAGGGCAACGCCUGCACCGCAUAUUCGGAUUCAGCCGCGGGCACGGUGAUCAACCCGGUGAUGAGCGCCCGCCUGAACACGCGCGGCAAGAAGUCGAUCGCAUACGGACGAGUCGAGGUGCGCGCCAAGCUGCCGCAGGGCGACUGGCUCUGGCCCGCCAUCUGGAUGCUGCCCGAGGGCAACUCGAGUGAGGCAAGCAACUCGUCGUCGCGCGCGGGCGUGUAUGGCGAUUGGCCAAUGAGCGGCGAGAUUGAUAUCAUGGAAGCGCGAGGCAACCUGCCUUCGUACCCCGCGCAGGGCUCCAACUACGUUCGCUCGUCGCUCAAUUAUGGGCCGUUCUCGGCCGCGAACACGCCUACGCUUUACGGGUGGGUGACGACGAAGCGGGGCAACUACGCGGACGGUUUCCACGUGUACGCGUUUGAGUGGACGGACUCGUGGAUGCGGUUCUACACGGACAGCCGGCUGCAAGCGAUGGUGAACAUUAAGAUGACGGGCAGCGGGGGCAAUGGCGAGGAUACGUACUUUUUCAAGUCGGCGGGGUUCCCUGCGACGGCGAUGAAUGCGUCGAGCGGGUAUGAGGUGGUUGUGACAGAUCCGUGGACGGAAGGGUCGAAUGCGGCGCCUUAUGAUCAGCAGUUCUACCUUAUCAUGGACCUCGCCGUGGGCGGCAUUAGCGGGUGGUUCCCAGACAACGUCGGCAACAAGAUGUGGUUCGACAACUCUCAGACUGCCAUGCAAGAGUUUGCAAAGGCCCAGAGCGACUGGUAUGCGACGUGGCCGACCAACGAAGAUGAUCUCGCGUUUAGAAUUGACUAUGUCAAGAUGUGGAAACUCUGCGGCUCUUAA
Coniophora puteana RWD-64-598 SS2 is the source of this 1404-nucleotide messenger RNA. Its product is annotated as glycoside hydrolase family 16 protein. NCBI's taxonomy places the organism in Eukaryota, Fungi, Basidiomycota, Agaricomycetes, Boletales, Coniophoraceae. The record is from RefSeq and is a predicted model, not a curated record. Gene Ontology annotation, biological process: carbohydrate metabolic process. Bases 1 to 1404 code for a protein of 467 amino acids. The transcript has 7 exons. Gene Ontology annotation, molecular function: hydrolase activity, hydrolyzing O-glycosyl compounds.